AUGGUGUAUUUUGGGGUGCACCCCAAGUUACUGGGGAACAUGUGCUUUGCCAAGAAGCACAAGAAGAGCUUGAAGAAGAUGCAGGCCAACAUUGCCAAGGCCAUGAGUGCAUGUGCUGAGAUUGUCAAGACUCUUGUGAAGCCCAAGGAGGUUAAGCCUAAGAUCGCAAGAGGCGGCAACUGUAACUUCAGUCGACUUGCCUGCAUUGCUCAUCCCAAGUUCAAGAAGCGUGUUUGUGCCCACAUCGCCAAGGGUCUCGGACUCUGCUGGCCAAAGUCCCAGGACAAGGCUCAAACCAAGGCCAAGGCACCUGAGGCUCCAGCUCAGGCUGCAAAAGAUGCCCAGACCCCCACCAAGGCUCCAGGGUAG
Messenger RNA from Cervus elaphus (red deer), 369 nucleotides. Its product is annotated as 60S ribosomal protein L29-like. The coding region runs from base 1 to 369 and encodes 122 amino acids. Lineage: Eukaryota; Metazoa; Chordata; Mammalia; Artiodactyla; Cervidae. The transcript has a single exon. The record is from RefSeq and is a predicted model, not a curated record.